AUAAUUUUCUUUCUUAAGCUAUUGCGUGCACUUGUUAUUUUAGUGGUAUAGGAAUAGUGUUUGUUCAAGGCUUUCUUGGUAAAAGGUGUUGAACUGCAUGUGAAAUGAAUAAAAGCCACAAAGCCUUCUAAGUUCUUCUAUCUACUUUUUGUGCUUUUAGUAUUUUGUCUGUCCAGUUGACAAUUAUUAGUAUGUCUAUCUCAAAGCAGUCAUUUCCCUUUCCAGUGUAAUUGAUCGCUGUCUGACCUGAAAUGUAUGGGACUAAUCCUGGUCAGAAGGACCUCCCUGUCAUGGGGGUUUUCCUAGGAGGUUGGUGUCAGGAAGUUCAGUAGCACACGUGUUCCUCCUUCAUACUUUUCACCACAUACUCUUAAAAACUGUUCUAGAUCUCUCUCUCUCUCUCUAACGUGUGAUUUGAAAGGGUGUGUGUGUGUGUGUGUGUGUGUGUGGUAGCCCUGUGAUUGGGAACACACAAUAAUUGUAACCAAUAAGCAGCACUUCAGGGUCCAUCUAAAACAGGGAUGAAUAGCCUUGUGGUAAAGACCUUUGGUUCUCUUCUAUAUAUAUAGCCUGUCUUGUACUGGCUUUGCAGUUUUAAGAGUAAUAAUGAUGACAAUAAAGGGGAUAUUCCUUGGCUGUUUCAUGAUUUAGGGUCCCAGGGAUUCAAAGUUUGAUUUCAGUGUGUUCUCCUCAGCAGAUUAUUAGUUACAAUAACCAGCAUAGUGCAUUUGUUGAGUCCUCGCUCUGUCGGGCGCUCAUUAUUCAGAUGAAUGCUGUGCCACAAGCAGGCUGUGGCCCUGAAGGCUGUGUUAGGUCUGGGGGACGGGGGGGAGCAAAUGGCUGCUGCACUUGGAACCAAUGAGAGGAAUCCAGAUAGACAGAUAGGGGGAAGAUUAAAUCUCCUCAUUAGUCCCUCUUUAGAAAUAAAUAAGCAUGUGUGGAGCCUGUAGCAGGUGUUUUGUUUUUUCUUGCUCAACAAAGCUAGAAAUUGUUGGGAGAUUCACAUCCAUGAAAACCACAUACAUAGUAGUGGAUAGUCUUCUGAUUCAAAGCAGAGAGAACCUGUUUGCAUUUUAACUAAGCAGCAUCAGAACAUUUAUCAUUUUGAAUAGCCUUAUUACUGGUUUUGUGUUAGAAGUUGUGGAUUAUAUUCUUUAAAAUUAUGACAAGUUAAAUGUAGCCAUAACAUUUAGGCUGGAUUUUGAGAUCCUGAGCAGGGCCCAUCUGACAUAUUUUUAGUAAAUUACAACUUUUAAAUACAGAUUUGUCUAAUUUGAAUCUUACUUUUUAUAUCUAAAAUUUGCUUCAGUGCAGCUAAACCUACUGGUAUAAUCUUAGUCUGACUGAAAGUAUUUUCUGAUCUGGGACUCCUGUCAAAAGAUCAUCAUAGGAACUAGAAAAUGUUGGGAGGUAAAACGAACACAUGACCUCAUCUCUCUUCUUUUGCACUAAACUAUAACGUGCAUUCAAAGAGACUGGAAAAAGAAAAACAGCAUUCCUUUCCAUUAAGCUGUAAUAAGUGUGUUGUUUAGUAUGGCUUUGCUAUUAAUAAUCCCUUUUAGCAGGAAGAAAGGAGGAUUUUGUUUGAAGUAUUUGAAACUAAAUGCUGCCGGGAUAAAGAUUUUACUAGAAAUACAGAGUAGAUACCAGUCCCUACCCUUUGUUAAUUGAUCCUGCUUGUUUAACUGGGGAAAUAAAAAUGUACAUCUACUGAAGAGAAAUUUGUGAGCACAAACUGUUCCUUUCCUGUUUGCAGAUCUAUUUCAUAGGUUGUUUAUCUUAUUUUAAUAUGCAGUAAUACAGGAGACAACAGAAUGCCACUGCUGUUCCUUUAAUAUCAGAGCUCUGCAUGUUACAAUAGGUGUCACUGUUUUGCUUGGUCCAAUCAUGAUUGGUGACUUCAGCUAUUGGCUCCGAGCACUGACUGUCUGACUCCAUCUGCAGGGCUGUAAUACCUACUCUCCUCCCAUCCAUUCACCACACAACUUCAGCCGGCUGAACAGACUCGCACGGCUCCAGCACAUCUUGCUAACCUAAUUCUGAAAACAAGUGCUACAGCUCGCUGCCUGUCAUCUUCGCUCAGUGUAGCAUUUUCAGGUGAUCUAGGAAACUGGGUUAUUUUUAUGAGCAAAUAAGAGAAAUAAGAAUCAUGAUGGAGAUGUAUUUAGCAGACCCAGUACUGGAUAAAACUUAAAGCCAGUUUCUAUUCAACAUAGUGAAAAGGUCACCUUGUCCGGCUGAGAAAAGAAGCAAAAUAGCAGCUUGUUGGUUUCUGUUAACAUCUUGGCUCGUGCCAGCCUCUUUUCCUUGAUGUUCGCACCAAUUUGGGCUACCUAGCUAUAAAGAGAGACAUACUGUACUCAUGGUAGAUGACAAGGAAAAGAACAUGAAAUGUCUCACCUUCUUCUUGAUGCUUCCAGAGACAGUAAAGAAUAGGUCCAAGAAAAGCUCGAAGAAGACAAAUACCAGCAGCAGCAGCGGCGGCAGCAAGUUGCCCCCAGUUUGUUAUGAAAUAAUCACCUUGAAGACUAAAAAGAAGAAGAAGAUGGCUGCUGAUAUAUUCCCGCGUAAAAAACCAGCCAACUCCAGCAGCACCACUGUCCAGCAGUACCACCAGCAGAAUCUCAGUAACAACAACCUUAUUCCGGCCCCAAACUGGCAGGGUCUCUACCCCACCAUUCGAGAAAGAAAUGCAGUGAUGUUCAAUAAUGAUUUGAUGGCAGAUGUACAUUUUGUGGUUGGGCCACCAGGUGGGACUCAGCGGUUGCCAGGACACAAAUAUGUUUUAGCUGUUGGGAGCUCUGUGUUCCAUGCAAUGUUUUACGGAGAACUUGCUGAGGACAAAGAUGAAAUCCGUAUACCAGAUGUCGAACCUGCUGCUUUUCUCGCUAUGCUGAAAUAUAUCUAUUGUGAUGAAAUUGACUUGGCUGCUGACACAGUGUUGGCCACUCUUUAUGCUGCCAAAAAGUACAUCGUCCCUCACCUCGCCCGCGCCUGCGUUAAUUUCCUGGAGACCAGCCUGAGCGCCAAGAAUGCCUGUGUGCUUCUCUCCCAGAGCUGCCUGUUUGAGGAGCCGGACCUGACCCAGCGUUGCUGGGAGGUGAUCGAUGCCCAGGCUGAGUUAGCUCUCAAGUCUGAGGGAUUCUGCGAUAUCGACUUCCAGACUCUAGAAAGUAUCCUCCGCAGGGAAACUCUGAAUGCCAAAGAAAUUGUGGUUUUUGAGGCAGCUCUCAACUGGGCCGAAGUGGAAUGCCAGCGGCAGGAUCUAGCUUUGAGCAUUGAAAAUAAACGCAAGGUCCUCGGAAAGGCACUUUACCUGAUCCGCAUCCCCACGAUGGCCCUGGAUGAUUUUGCAAACGGUGCUGCCCAGUCUGGAGUUUUAACUCUCAAUGAGACCAAUGACAUUUUCCUCUGGUACACUGCAGCCAAGAAGCCCGAGCUGCAGUUUGUGAGUAAAGCCCGCAAGGGCCUCGUCCCCCAGCGCUGUCACCGCUUCCAGUCAUGUGCCUACCGGAGCAACCAGUGGCGCUACCGGGGCCGCUGUGACAGCAUCCAGUUUGCGGUUGAUAAGAGAGUGUUCAUCGCAGGCUUUGGGCUCUACGGCUCCAGCUGUGGCUCUGCAGAGUACAGCGCCAAGAUCGAACUCAAGCGGCAGGGCGUUGUUCUCGGGCAGAACUUGAGCAAGUACUUCUCAGAUGGCUCCAGCAAUACCUUCCCCGUGUGGUUUGAGUACCCAGUGCAGAUUGAGCCAGACACCUUCUACACAGCCAGCGUGGUACUGGAUGGCAAUGAACUCAGCUACUUCGGACAGGAAGGCAUGACGGAAGUCCAGUGUGGCAAGGUGACUGUCCAGUUCCAGUGCUCCUCAGAUAGCACCAAUGGCACUGGGGUGCAGGGUGGGCAGAUCCCGGAACUCAUAUUCUAUGCUUGAAAACCCCUCUCGAAGCGGUGUGAGCUCUGAGGUGCACAUGUGGUUCCCACUCGCUUGAUGCUUAGCUCAUCUGCAGAUACGUGAUCAGCGCAGGUAAUUCGUAAUGAACGAAGCUGUAGGCAGUUUCUGAUUUCUUUCAACCUUUUAAUUAUGUACAGGCAAAAAUGCAGCAUUCAGCUUUUAACUAUAUGCUUAAAAGAGCCAAGUUCUUCUUAAGGCUUUGUGGUUUUUAGAGUUGCGUCUACACACCUGGGGAGAAUUUGUGCUCUUUUCCAGCUGCCCCACUGACCUCCCAGUUGUGUCCCUCUUAAAAUUUUCAGGAUCACCCUGAAUUUCCUUUAGGGCUUUAUUUUGACAAAUAGAAAUAAAUACUCUAAAAUAAUAAUGAUAAGAGUUAUAUUUAAAGAGAACCCCACCCCAAAUUACAGGUAAACCUCAGUGUACAAUUUUGAAAGAAGUUUUGCUUCGUAAGUAAUAAUUUAGAAAGUAGGCAGUAGUUAUGUUUAGCUCCUAUUUCAUUUUAAAUAUUUUACUCUGGGCAUUAUUUUUUCUUAAAUCCUAAAUUCAUGAGAUUGUUAAAUGUUAAACACUGCAAAGUAUCCAUGUAAAAUAGGAAAACAGGAAAUGGGAUGUUUGCUUAGGCCAUGACCUACUACAAGCAGGUUUUUAUUCUUUUAGUUUAGAAGACAAACUAUUGCAGUACAGAUGCUUCUUUUAGAACUAACUAAAUUACACAUUUUUAUUGUCAAUAGGGAAAAAUCGCAGGCCUAUUAAUUUAAACUAAAACAGCUUAUAAAGGAGACCUUAAAAAGUCCCAUUCUACAAAUAGUUUAUUUCAUGGCAUAAUAGAAUAUACCAUUUGAAAAAGCCAGUCUUCUCCCCACUUGCUUCUGAUCCCCACUGUUUGCUUGUGUUUGUAAGUUAUACUGUAUAGAAUUCUUACUCCCUUUUUCCCGUGAAAAGAGGACCAAACAGUUCUUCAGAUAUAUGGAGUAACAGUUUUGUAGCACUACAUGUUAACGUAAUAAGAUACUUUUAUUCAUUGAUUUUUCUUUUUUUCAAUCCAAAAUACACUUUACCUGAUCUACUUUGACCACAUACUACCUUCUUCGUUAAUUAUAAUUCUGUCCUGUUCCUAGACUGCUAGAAUUUGGCCUUUGGCCAUCCUUAAAGUGCCAAUAAAUGCCUGCAGGGUUUUAAAAAAAAAAAAAAAAAGGUCUGGAGCGAUACACUUGAUUGUACCUAAUAUUCACUGCAUCAGCAUCACAUCCAGCCCUCUUAUUUGUACAUGGUUAAUGUAAACAAAGGAGGGAAAAGCUCAUCCCAAAAUUCUCCUUCAGUGAUGGCUUGUGAUGGUUUUGUGCCUGUGACCCUGGUAGUGUCCAAUGUGUUCACUUCCAGUUGAAGUAUCCAUGUGUUUCUGGGCAGCUUUUCUGCUCAGCGCGAUCCUGAGAUGGCUUCCCCCACCACCCAGAGUGUGGUCCCUGGCCGCCUCCUUCUCCUGCUCUGCGAGUCCCAAGCUGGCUUGUUUGGAGCCAGGGGUUAGUCCUGGGGUGGGCGGGUGUGUGCGCGAUGUGGGCGUCCGUGCACGUCCAUGUGCAUGCAAGUGUGUUUGCCGACUCAGGAAUUGUCUCCUCCCUGCCUGGCCAGUAAGAGGUGGGCCAGAAAUGGUCCCCCUGCUGGCCCCAGCAAGGCCCCAGGAAGUGACUACCCUUAUCUUAUUCACUGUGCUUCUGGGCCACCUUUUCCCCCCGUAGAUGUGGGCUUGUUGCUUUUGGCUGGCUUCCCUGGUGGAGGAGAACACUGGAUUAUGGGAAAUGUUUUAAUCAUGUUUGCCAUUACCUAUGUCUGUUAGCGUAGAUAAUCAAAAGCUGUUACUGGUGAUUAUAGAUGAGUACUCCCAGGACAACUUUCCAAAAUUAUCUAACAAUUAUUUCUUAUUAGGAAGAUGACAGUAGUUUUGGCAAAGUAUCUAUGAAAUAAAGGUAUGUUUUCAAUUUAAAAAAUACUUCUCUAAAGGAUUUUGCUUUUAAAUUAUGAUGAAACAUUUCGGUAACUCAUAGCUACCAUGCAAAUUGGUAGGCUGUAUACCUGAUUAGAAGGCACUCAGUUUUAAGCCAGAGGAGAAGAAACUUGAUUUAGCACUAAUGUCAUCAUCUCAGAUUGUUGAGGUGGGUGUGAUAACCUUAGAGUGAAGAUUGUUCAUUCAGUAACGCUCACUAUCAGUGCUCCUGUUAGCAAGAUGCCCUCCACGUGGGUAGGGAACUGCUGGGGGAAAGCAGAGGGAGAUACUGUACACUGGGGGUAUGAGAGCUUGGUUUUAUGCUAAUCACCGUUAGCUAAAAAAGGAAGACACGUCCACCACCCGAUUGGCUGGUAUCGAGAGCCGUGGGUUAAAUUUGAAAAUUGUAUUUAGAAUAAGAAAUUUUGUAUUUUAAAUCCUAUUCUCCCUUUUGCAUUUUCAACAACAUGGAAUGAAAGCUAACGUGCUUGCUUUAUUUCCUUUGGUAAUCUCGAAUUUUGUAGCUUUUAAAACUAGAAACCAUUGUUCUGACAAGGCAGGCAACUCUAGUGUAUAAACACAACUUUAUUAAACAGAAUACUCUGUAGAUGCUUUUCCCAAUAUAUCUGGCAGUCUUUGUCGUUGUUCAUACUGGGGAUAAAGGGGAACUAGGCUAGUGGUUCUAAUGUAACAUUCUUUAAGCAUAUCUUAAUAUAGUAUUUAAGUAAAUGGUCUAAUUUCUACAUAAUUAUUGCACUGAACUGUCUUUUUGUUUUUUAAGGUGUUUAAAUAAGCUCAGCUGAUUCAAGACACUAGCACUUGUGCAUCAGAGUGCUUGAAUUUAGUAGCUUACAGCAUUAUUUAUGAAGGAAAAAUAUAUAAAUAUGAAGUACCUCAUGUUGAAUGUUAUUGUACUGUAUUUUUAAUGUAACAGUGCAGAUCUUGUUAGACACAUGAAUGUGUAUAAUCAUGUUAAAUGCAAAUAAAAGUAAAAUUGGUUCAUAGAUUUGUUUUCCUUAGCAUUUUUGUAGGUCCCUUGAAACAAUAAAAAAUCCAUUCUGGCACUUUUGGUGCCACUGAAUUUCACAGAGAUGGUUUUGCAGGAGCAUUUGUUUGCUUAAGUAUUCAGAUAUCUUUGAUCCCUAAAGAUGUAAAAAUUUGAGGCAAAAGCAUCGAGAACAAUGAAUAUGUUAAUCAAUCGCAUUGUUCGAAGCCUGACUGUGAAGUUAAUGAAAGGGAGUGAAUGGGUGCAUUUAUAUUCCCUAUAUGGAACUCAUGCUUUGCUGGCAUUCUGAUGCUAUAGUCGCUCACAUAUCUGUGGAUCUGGCUGUACUGAGGGGGUGUGGAUGGAUACUGAAUCACAUCUAGCUUUAGAUGUAACCAGUGCUGCUUGUUCCUGCUUUGUUAUAAUAGCUUAAGUCUCUGAAUGAAAAAAAUAAAUGUCCUAUGAGAAUUUUGAAUAUAA
Mirounga angustirostris (Northern elephant seal) is the source of this 7398-nucleotide messenger RNA. RefSeq names its product BTB domain containing 3 (gene BTBD3). Lineage: Eukaryota; Metazoa; Chordata; Mammalia; Carnivora; Phocidae. Gene Ontology annotation, cellular component: cytosol. The record is from RefSeq and is a predicted model, not a curated record. Bases 2363 to 3931 code for a protein of 522 amino acids. Gene Ontology annotation, biological process: neurogenesis; dendrite morphogenesis; cerebral cortex development. Gene Ontology annotation, molecular function: protein binding. The transcript has 4 exons.